Messenger RNA from Theileria annulata, 2181 nucleotides. RefSeq names its product glutamyl-tRNA synthetase, putative. Gene Ontology annotation, biological process: translation; glutamyl-tRNA aminoacylation. Gene Ontology annotation, molecular function: ATP binding; glutamate-tRNA ligase activity. Bases 1 to 2181 code for a protein of 726 amino acids. Gene Ontology annotation, cellular component: methionyl glutamyl tRNA synthetase complex; cytoplasm; cytosol. The record is from RefSeq and is a predicted model, not a curated record. The transcript is spliced from 8 exons. NCBI's taxonomy places the organism in Eukaryota, Apicomplexa, Aconoidasida, Piroplasmida, Theileriidae.
AUGUAUAAUAAAGGUUCAGAACAACUAGUUGUAAACUAUUCUGUACAGAACCCACCCUACGGAGCAGUUAUUCUAUCAAGCAUAUCGAAAUACCUACAGAAAUCUGAUUCUUCCAAAGUAGUUUUUAAUUUAGAUAACAAGUUGCAAAAUAAUGAGUUCUCACUAAACGGGGAUAAGUUUAAUGAAGUUGAUUUGUUGAAAAACCUUUGUUCUGUGCUUCCAUAUUGCGAUAAACUGCUAGAUGUUGUAAACAACUCAGAGCUGGAAUAUUGGUUUAAAGUUUUAUUAUCAGAAAAAUCAAAAUUAGCGGAAAAUAAAGGAAAUUUUACAGAAAAUGAUAGUUAUUUGGAAAAUAUGAAUAAACAUUUGGCACAAAGAACGUAUUUAAUAGGCCAUAGAUUAUCUUUAUCAGAUAUUUUACACUUUAGCCUGCUAAGAAGAACAUGUAAUGUAAACUCCCUUAAGAAUAAGUACCCUCACCUGGCAAGAUGGUAUAACUUCAUUUCAAAUGUACCAGGAACUUCAGGAUGCUUAAAUGGAUAUGAAACACCGUCAAGCGCAACAUAUAAAAAGCCAUUUACAAAACAAGAACAACAAGAUAACUCAUACAAAGGUGUCCUUAAAGGAGCAAAGGAAGGUUGCGUUGUCACCAGAUUCCCUCCAGAACCGUCGGGAUAUUUGCAUAUUGGACACGCAAAGGCGGCACUGCUCAACUUCUACUUUGCUCAAAAGUACAGGGGGAAGAUGCUUGUACGAUUUGAUGAUACAAACCCAUCUAAAGAAAAGGACGAAUACGUGGACUCCAUUAUGGAGGACCUGGAGAGCUUGGGAAUUAAAUAUGAUGAAUUGAGUUACACUUCAGACUAUUUUGACACGUUCCAAGAAUACGCAGUAAAGUUAAUAAAAAAAGGCUGUUGUUAUUGCGAUGACACAGACGUUGAAACGAUGAGGAAACAGAGAGGAGAAGGUGUUGAGUCUUUAGCAAGGAACAACUCAGUUGAGAAAAAUUUAGAACUGUUUAGUGAAAUGCUUAAGGGUAGUGAGGUUGGAGUAAAAAAUUGUUUAAGGGCAAAGAUGGACAUGACCUCUAAGAACAAAUGUUUGAGAGACCCAGUGUUUUACAGAUGUGUUACUAAUGUACCUCACCAUAGAACUGGAGAUAAGUACAAGGCAUAUCCAACUUACGAGUUUGCAUGUCCGAUUGUUGACUCACUUCAGGGAGUUUCCCACUCCCUGAGAACAAACGAGUAUUCAGAUAGGAUACCGCUGUAUUACUGGGUUCUUGAGAAAUGUGAGCUUAGACAUGUGGAGGUUUACGAGUUCAGCAGGAUGAAUUUCGUUAGAACAACACUUUCAAAAAGAAAACUUAGGUGGUUUGUGGAAAACAAACUAGUCACAGGAUGGGAUGACCCAAGAAUGCCAACGGUCAAAGGAAUACUUAGAAGAGGUUUAUCGGUAAAAGCAUUGUUUGAAUUCAUUUUGGAUCAAGGACCAUCAAAAUCAGUCAAUUUGAUGGAGUGGGACAAAUUGUGGGCGAAGAAUAAACAGAUUAUAGACCCAGAAUCGCCUAGAUAUACAGCUGUUGUUUCAGACCACGUUGUCCUCAAAGUAGUCAAUUUCCAAGAACCAGCUGUUAAAACAAGGCCACUUCACCCCAAAAAUCCAGAACUCGGAGAAAUUGAACUGGUUUUCGGAGACCAAGUCAUGAUUGAAAGAGAAGAUUUCAACUUAAUUGACCAAUCGGAAGAAGUUACAUUAAUGAAAUGGGGAAAUGCAUUUGUAGAUAAGGCUAAUCUACAACUUAAAUUAAACCUACAAGGAGAUUUCAAGUUAACAAAGAAGAAAAUACAUUGGCUACCUGUGAAAACGACAAAGACAGCCGUUGACUGUGAUUUGGUUGAAUACGGACACUUGUUGAAGGUGGACAAAGUUGACUCAGAAAUUUUGGGGGAUGAUGAUAACAACAUGAAAGAAUUUUUGGAACCUCAAACUGAAUGGGUCACAAAAGCUCUGGGAGAAUGGGCUUUAUCUAACCUUAAAAAAGGAACGGUACUACAACUUGAGAGGAAGGGGUACUAUAUAGUUGACCAGCCACACGAUUCAGGAAGAUUAGUGUUAGUUCAAAUCCCGGACGGUAAAGCCGCAAAACCCAAACAAAAGAAAUGUUUCAACAUCACUUAA